AUGACGAGGAAAGACCCACUGCUGACUUACACCCGGAACGUGGUAAACUUGAGUGAUUUCGAUAACGCCGAAAUCAGACGGGCAGUCCUGCCGCGUACAGAGAGCGACUAUGAGCGCGCACUAAGCAUCUUUGAUAAAUUUCUUGAGCUGCACCCCGACGCCAAAAACCCCCCGGACCUCCAGACCUGCAAAGGCUUCCUCGUGUGGGCUGCUAAGGGGAAACAUGGCCGAAUCGAGGCUUUGCCCACUGUGGAAACCAUUCAGGGAUUCCGGAGGGACUUUCAGGCCGGGAUGUUACAUAUACGAGAUGUCGAAUUUUCCAAGGAGUUUUCCACCACACUUAAAGAGUUCGUUAUCAAAGGGCUGCGGGAGAAAGUCCCAAUUUCCACCGCUGAAAUGGACCAUGGUGGGCUUUCACCCAACGAUAUCAUCAUCCUCUUGACACAGCUCUGGUGUCGAGACAGCCACUAG
This is a messenger RNA of Aspergillus affinis, 471 nucleotides long. RefSeq lists its product as uncharacterized. Bases 1 to 471 code for a protein of 156 amino acids. NCBI's taxonomy places the organism in Eukaryota, Fungi, Ascomycota, Eurotiomycetes, Eurotiales, Aspergillaceae. Gene Ontology annotation, molecular function: protein binding. The record is from RefSeq and is a predicted model, not a curated record. The transcript has 3 exons.